ACAAGCCGGCGUCUGCACAAUGAAAAGUUCGAGGAACGAGGAUCUUGUUCCUGAAUCAUCCAUGAACCGGGCCCUCAACCACACCCAGCACGGUUCACCACUCGCACCCAAGAUUUGAAGCGGCCACCACCACCACCACCAUCACGACUCCGAGACAAAACCAAACCUCACUUCAUUCUACUAGCAAACAGCCGCUUGACCAUUCCCAUCAAACCCUCGACCUCAAAACGAACGCCCAUCAUCAUCCUAAAUUCCUAGCCAUCCUCAAAGCAUCAGAGGAAAACAUCCUUACACUCGCUCACUCGGCCUCGUUCAUGGAUGUCCGGCGGUACACUCGCUCGCCAAGCUCAGAUCAGGAUCUCGUUCCUGAGAAGGUCCAGACCGGGCGCUUGAACGCUGAUCCAUCCCAUCACAUCAAAUCCCAUCCAUCACAAGCUUCAUAUCACAUUUCCAAGAAACAAAUUUUAUUUUAUCUCAACAACGGUGGUGAUGAUCUACUCAAGAAAUCUCCUAAGGUACCAUUUCCCCGACGUUGUCUAGCUACACGAUACCGGUUCAUGAACUGCCAAGGGGGUUUCACACGAGACGAACAUCGAACGGAACGAACCCAACCCAUGAUCCCAUGCUCAUCUGAAAGCUUGAAUUCAUUCAUUCAUCACAUCAUCCAGUCCUCGUUUCACAUCUCCUUACAUCCCCGAAACCUCAAUCCCGAGAACAACAGCCACCUUCCAGAAGAAAGUCAUCAUCGUCCCAUAUCUGCGCUGCGCUGCGCCUUCCACCACAUGCACAGCGCAUCGUAUCGUACGUCGUGUAACACACCCACUGAACCACUGAACCACAACCACUGUACUUCUAUCUCAUGACAAGUUUCACAUUCUCCAAGGACGGAGAGAAAAAGAGAGAGAAAUAUAUUAUCCCCGCACAACACUAUAAAAUAUAUUAAACACCACAGAAAAAAACGAACGGAGGUAUACUGAGCGAGCGACGACGGAGGCCAUACAAUUAAAAAUGCCAGUGAGAGGUCUUUCGCCCGAAAUUCGACAUCUGCGCUGCAGCUC
Messenger RNA from Mollisia scopiformis, 1058 nucleotides. RefSeq lists its product as uncharacterized. The coding region runs from base 315 to 863 and encodes 182 amino acids. The transcript has 4 exons. The record is from RefSeq and is a predicted model, not a curated record. Lineage: Eukaryota; Fungi; Ascomycota; Leotiomycetes; Helotiales; Mollisiaceae.